This is a messenger RNA of Colletotrichum abscissum, 2607 nucleotides long. RefSeq lists its product as uncharacterized. The transcript has 4 exons. The coding region runs from base 1 to 2607 and encodes 868 amino acids. NCBI's taxonomy places the organism in Eukaryota, Fungi, Ascomycota, Sordariomycetes, Glomerellales, Glomerellaceae. Gene Ontology annotation, molecular function: hydrolase activity, hydrolyzing N-glycosyl compounds; heme binding; iron ion binding. The record is from RefSeq and is a predicted model, not a curated record.
AUGUUUACCUUAGUGCUCGGAGAAGCUUGUUUGAGCGGCGCGGGACGAGAUGCCCUCGCCAAGGCCGCAUGCUCUGUUUUGAUCUUGAGCACUCCCUUCCUUCUCACUUAUCUUCUCACCUCUAUCCGGUUUCUCUGGAAGAAUCAACGUUACAAGAAGCUAGGAAAUAGGCGGCUUGUCAUACCUCCAUACCUUGUUCCCGGACUUGGCCACGUCUAUGCGAUUCUCUUCAACGCCGAGAAAUUCCUUCGGCCUCUACAGUCUCGCCUAAAUGAUACCGUUAUAUCCCUCUCAGUACCUGCAAGUUCGCUUUGCUAUGUCCUUCCCGGUGGAGGCGUGCGGUCACUCUUCAAGGGGCCUCGAGACCUCGUCCCAGUACCUGGGAUCUUCGAUGCCUUGACAAUCUUCUUCGGCUUGGAAGCGGUGGACUAUCAUGUGUUCGACCACGAUCACAUCUCGGCAUUCGAGACGCGUGACGAAGCAGGACUCACAACUUCUCAUCCGGACGCAUCCCGAAGAAUCAUGGAACAUCAACGAAAAGACUUCAUCACCUUCUUGAACGGGGAGAAUCUGAGGCUUGUGAUGGAUAGAUUCUCUUCCAACUUCAGUCAACGACUCUGCCCAAAGAACGCUCCUGUUCCUAACCAAGAUCCCGUCGCCAUCCCUGAUUUGUACAAGUUCGUUCGCGACACCAUUUUCCGUGCGGAAGUCGAGGCGCUGUAUGGGAAGCACAUCUUCAGGCUUUGCCCAUCAUUUUGUGAAGACUUUUGGGCUUUUUACGAUGCAUUCCCUGUUGUCUCACGUGGGAGCCCACGAUGGAUGUAUCCGUCCCAGUACCGUAGGCGCGACCGGGUAAUCAGGAGUCUGAGCAAGUGGAGAGACUGGUGCAACUCUAAUAGUAACAACGAUGAUGCGGAACCGGGUGAUGCUGAGUCUGAUCCUAUCUGGGGCACCCGCUACGUGAGGAACAUGGUCCGGCGCUAUGAGGAUCUCGGGUUCUCGGAUGCCGGAACUUCGAGCGUCAUCCUAGGCUUCUUAUUUGUAACAACUGCAAACACCAUUCCAGCCGCCUGCUGGAUGAUGCUGCAUGCUCUCCUGGACGCAACUCUUACGUCCAGAUUAAGACACGAGUUAGACAUUAGAAACGACAGCAAGGCAGCAUCACUAGACUGCACAGCAUUGUCAUCGGCUCCGCUACUGAACUCAGUCUAUCGAGAAACAUUAAGACUUCACGUUGCCGGCGCUAUCGGCCGCAAAUCGGUCGGUGCCGGUCUCCGUCUCCACGGGGAUUCCUUCUCCACUUUACCAUCGGGGACCACCGCCUUAUCAGCAAGCUGGCUCGGCGGCCUCGACGGGGCCAUCUGGAACACGGGCCGGACCAUCAACGGGGUCAAAGAGCACUCUCUUGAUUCCUUCUGGCCAGAGCGGUUCCUCGAGUACCCCGAUGAUCCGACAAGCGGUCCGCUUCGGAAGUCUAACUUGGUGAUGCACAACUACACUGUAUCGGAGAAGUACGUGCGCGAUGAUUCCAAGGCUAAACUGUCGAAUCCAUCAGCGCUGCGAGGGCACUUUUUCCCCUUUGGAGGAGGCGCUUGGAGGUGUCCGGGCGAGACAUUGGCAAAGAAUACUAUUCUUGUCUCCGUCUUUCUCAUUCUAAGGGACUUUGACGUGGAGAUUUUGGAUCCGGCGGAUGCGGCCAAGGCUCGUGAUACCGGCGCCCUUCUCCUCGCGGCAACCUCACCAGACGUGAAUCUCCUCGGUGUCAACGUCAACUACCCUUCAACAUACUCCGUAACGGCAACCUCGGCAAUCCUCGCUCACUAUGGCCUUGGAGAUGUCCCCAUCGGCGCACGCAGGCCAAUGACAGAUGAGCCUUUCUUCGACACCUUCGCCUACGACCUAGGCGAGUACGCGAGCAAGAUCUCAUACCACUACUCGGGCGGCUCGCUCCCCUUUGGCCAGGCCGAAAACGCCUCGGACGCGGUGACGCUCUACCGCAAGAUCCUCGCCGGGGCCGACGAGCCCGUGACCAUUGUCUCCAUCGGCUUCUUCGAGAACCUCUCCGCGCUCUUAAACUCCACCGCCGACGCUAUCUCUAACCUCACGGGCCCCGCGUUGAUUGCAAGCAAGGUCUCGGAGCUGGUUGUCAUGGGCGGCGAGUACCCGUCCGGUCGUGAGUUCAACUUCUUUGGCGAUAACCCUUCACACACGGCGCACGUCGUGAACAACUGGAAGGGGCGUGUGGUUUUCUGCGGCACUGAGGUUGGCUCAAUCGUGCUGUCCGGAGCGAAGCUGCUCGCCGAGGGUCCCGUAUCGGAUCCGGUCCGGCAAGCUUACAUUUACUACAACUUUUAUCGGCCCCGGCAGUCGUGGGAUCCACUGACGGUGUUGUAUGCUAUGCAGGGUCUCGGGGACAUCUUUGAAUACGGUAACAAGUACGGGCGCAACUUUGUCCAUGCCAAUGGGUCGAAUGAGUGGGUCUACGAUCGGAAUGUCACUAAUCAGCACUGGUUGAACCUCAAGGUGGACAAUACCACGGCGGCGGCGGCGCUGGACAAGUUGUACUUGGAGGGAGCGUGGUCGGUGGUGAACGAGACAUCGGCAUGA